AUGAAGUAUAAGAGGGUGGCUCGCAGGUAUCCUGGCAAAAAGAAAGGGAGUGGAGAUUCUUCUCAAGGCAUAAAGACUUCCGGGGAUGAUAGCAACCCAUCAAUAGAAGCCAAGGAGGACCUAUCCAAGGCAUUGAUUCCGUAUGUCCCACCUGCACCAUUGAGCAUUGCCUAUCCAGAGAUAUCAAAAAUAGAGAGAAAGGAUCCCCUAGCAUGGCCUACUCAGAGGUUUCCAGAAUUGUUUAGAAAAGAGAAAUGGCCUAGAAAUUCUUCUACAGCAGGUAAGACCUCUACACCCGAUCCUUAUGGAUGGAUGAAUGACGCCUUUCCAUGCAUAUUCAAGAGAAAAAACAAUUCGGGUUCUCAAAAAGAAGUUUCAAGUACAAAGGGCAAGAAAGACUAUGACUGGAAGAGGGAUUUGUUCAGAGAUUAUUCUGAAGUUGAGAAGGCUGUAAAGUUUGCAGAGCAGUACAAUGUUGAAGAAACCACUGGUGUUGUGACAAUAGAGGUUGUAGCAAAAGAGGUUCAGGAGAAGGAACCUAUUACUGAAGAUACUGCCUGUGAUGCUACAACACAACCUGAGGUAGAAACAGAAGAAGUCCAAGAAUCUAAAACUGAUAACAUGUCUUGUAAAAUCAAAGGAAAGGAAGCAAUAGCUGAAGAAUCUGAAGAAAAAUCAAGUGAAUCCUCUAGCAGUCACAGAUCAGAGUUUGAUGAAGACCCCGAGGAGACAGUGCAGAAGAUACUGAUAGACUUGAAAAACUCUGGAAAGAAACCAAGUGUUGAAGAUGAUGACUAUGUUCCAUCACCUAUUGCAACAUCAGAUAGCUCACACAGUUCAGAGGAUGUUCCCCUGAAGAACAAGAUUGAGGAACUCAGGAAGAAGAAGAAGACUGAAGGAAGUGGGUUGAAGAGAAAGGAGGGACCUAUUCUUAGAAACUGUAAGGAGAAAUGCAAGAUUAUAAGCAAAAGAGGUGUAAUUGCAGAAAGGAUCAUUGAUGAGGCAGCAUUUGAUCAAUAUAGGUUGACAGAUUUUUUGAAUGAUAAGGGGCUUAUGAAAUCUGUCACUUAUGGGAAGCACUACAACCCUACUCUUGUUCAGGAGUUCUACAGUAAUCUAUCUCCAGAAAUCAAGUUUCCCAGGGCAUCAGGCUACCAUAAAAUCUUUUUGAGAGGAAAGACUGUAAAGUUCUCACCAGAGGAUAUUAAUGAUUUCUUGGAGUGUCCUACAGAAGUUGAAAAUGGAGCAUAUGUGUACAAUGAUGAUUUUGAAUAUUCUGAUGAAAUAAUGGACGCACUAACUGGUGGUAAAUGCAGCACUUGGGAUCAGAAGCAAGGCUCUCUACCUCAAAGUUGA
Messenger RNA from Dioscorea cayenensis subsp. rotundata (Guinea yam), 1356 nucleotides. RefSeq lists its product as uncharacterized. Lineage: Eukaryota; Viridiplantae; Streptophyta; Magnoliopsida; Dioscoreales; Dioscoreaceae. The record is from RefSeq and is a predicted model, not a curated record. The transcript is spliced from 2 exons. The coding region runs from base 1 to 1356 and encodes 451 amino acids.